CAGACCUUUCCUUCUCUUCAUUAUCAUCCCUUCCCACCGUUCAACUCCAUUAUAUAUUUUCCCCUCGGCGCCCCCCCACCCCUCCUCUGUCCUUCUCUGUAUACGUUCCCUAGAGAUCACCUUUGUUUUCCAUCUCUCCUUUCAACUACUAACCCUUCAUUUGAUCCUUCUCUUCUUGUACCUGUCUGUGGGCUUUGCAACUCUUAAAUGGGAACUCCAACAAGGGGAGUUUGGACGGCGUGGAUACUAGUGGUGGUUCUCUUCACUGCGAGGAAUGGAACGGUGGAUGCUUCUCAUGUGGUGUAUUUUCACCUCCAGUCCCUGCAUGUCCCCGUUGUCAAUUCUUUGUUGAAGACAGGAUAUCACUUCCAGCCUCCCAGAAACUGGAUGAACGAUCCAAAUGGACCCAUGUACUAUAAUGGAGUAUACCACCUGUUCUACCAAUACAAUCCCAAGGGCGCGGUGUGGGGCAACAUCGUGUGGGCGCACUCGAUCUCAACGGACAUGAUCAACUGGAUCCCGCUCGAACCGGCGAUCUACCCGUCCAAGCCAUUCGACAUCAACGGGACCUGGUCGGGCUCGGCGACCAUUCUCCCCGGCAACAAGCCGGCCAUUAUGUACACGGGCAUUGACGGAGCCGGACGCCAGCUCCAAAACGUCGCAUUCCCCAAGGACCUAUCGGAUCCGUACCUCCGGGAAUGGACCAAGCCCGACUACAACCCCGUCAUCUUCCCGUCCGGUGUGAACGCGAGCGCGUUCCGCGACCCCACGACGGCCUGGCUGGGGCCCGACGGGCACUGGAGAGUCACCGUCGGAAGCAAGCGUAGCAAACGGGGGAUGGCGUACUUGUAUAGAAGCAGGGACUUCGUGCGCUGGACCAAGGCCAAGCACCCGCUGCACUCGUCCAACGACACCGGCAUGUGGGAGUGCCCGGACUUCUUCCCCGUCGCGCCGGCCGGCAAGCUCGGCUUGGACACGUCAGCCCUCGGGAAGGGGUUGAAGUAUGUUUUCAAGGUCAGUUUGGACUUGACGAGGUUCGAGUAUUACACGGUGGGAAGGUAUGACCUUGCUCGGGAUAGGUAUGUUCCCGACAAUACCUCGCCCGAUAAUAGCACCGGGCUCAGGUUUGAUUAUGGAAAUUUUUAUGCCUCCAAGACGUUCUUCGAUCCGGCAAAACAGCGGAGGAUCUUGUGGGGGUGGUCGAACGAGUCGGAUAUAGCUCAGAAUGAAACCACUAAAGGCUGGGCUGGGAUUCAGGCGAUUCCGAGGGUUCUUUGGCUUGACAGCAACCAGCGGCAAGUUGUGCAAUGGCCGAUUGAGGAGCUCGAAAGUCUUAGAACGAAGCAAGCUUAUAUCCAUGACAAGUUGGUGAAAAGUAGGCAUUAUUUUGAAGUAAAAGGAAUACAAACUUCACAGGCAGACGUGGAGGUAACUUUUGACGUCUCAAGCCUGGAAAAAGCUGAGAGCUUUAAUCAUACUUGGACUGAUCCACAAAAACUCUGCGGCCUGAAGGACGCAGAGGUCAGGGGUGGAGUUGGCCCCUUCGGCCUCCUGGUUUUGGCUUCUGCAAAGAUGGAGGAGAAAACUGCUGUAUUUUUCAGGGUGUUCAAAGCUCAGAAUAAGCAUGUGGUCCUAAUGUGCCAUGAUCCCAAAAGGUCUUCUUUAGUGCCACGUGUCUACGAACCAACCUUCGCCGGCUUUGUCGAUAUUGAUAUAGCCAAUACUAAGAGAAUCUCUCUAAGGAGCUUGAUUGACAAUUCUGUGGUCGAGAGCUUUGGUGCUGGAGGGAAGACAUGCAUUACGUCCAGAGUUUAUCCUACUUUAGCAGUAGGACCGGAUGCUCAUCUGUUUGUUUUCAACAAUGGAUUGGAGGAUAUAAAAGUUUCGGAGCUGAAAGCAUGGGAGAUCAGGAGGCCUCUCAUGAAUGGAGAUUAGGAGGGUAUUUUGUGCGAAUGCAUAAUCUGUCGUCUAGUAAAUUACGCAAAGCUUUCCUGUAAUGAAACCUGAUUAGAGCUUGAAAAUGGCACCAUUCAUGUUCCUAAAUGGAUAUCAAAUGAAGCAUCAACUUUUUCUUAAGUGAA
Phoenix dactylifera (date palm) is the source of this 2081-nucleotide messenger RNA. Lineage: Eukaryota; Viridiplantae; Streptophyta; Magnoliopsida; Arecales; Arecaceae. The record is from RefSeq and is a predicted model, not a curated record.